GUCAAUGUGACGGUGACCUCUAUGUGGAAGAAAUCGAACCUAGAGAAGAGAGGCAGUUGUGUGCGUGGAUGUCAGUGAGCGUGAUACAAAUCAUACAAUUUCACGCAACUGUUAGCUGCCCUCACCCAACUCAGUUCUUCCCUUCCGUCGUUGGGAUCGCCACUUUGUUUUCUUUUUCCUUUUUCUUCCUCCCACGAGGGCCACGACCAUUCUCAUUGGAUCACUGGUCCCUGUUUCUGCAAUUUCUACAACUCGAUCUAAUGUUUCUUUGAUCCCAGAUCUGCAAUUCGAACUUUGGUUUGUAGACAGCAGGAACCCUGCUAUGUUCUUCGGACAGAGGAUCAAUCGGAUGUUGUUCUGCUGGACGGGACUCAGUUGCUUAGGGUUUUUCUUGAAUCUAGGGUAUUGGAUUUGAUUGAACUUGGCUCUGUGCUGUUCUUGGCGGGGGGGGAUUUGAAGUCUGAAUUAUGCUGGCGAAUCAUUUUCAGAACGGCAUCGAGACAGCGAAGCUCGUCUGGUCUCGAUUACCGAACUCGGAAGAUGCUGAAGAACAGGAUGGAGUGGUCUCGAGGCUGAGUGAUGCCAGCAACGUUGAGAGUCUCGAUUAUGAAGUCAUCGAGAAUUACGCAUAUAGGGAAGAACAGGCUCAGAGGGGAAGGCUAUACGUUGGAUAUCAUGUUGCAGUGAAAUGGUUCUUUGCAUUACUCAUCGGCAUCGGCACUGGAUCAGCUGCUGUUUUUAUUAAUCUUGCUGUUGAAAACUUUGCUGGGUGGAAGUUUGCAGUAACGUUUUCUAUAAUACAAAGUUCAUACUUUGCUGGAUUUGUGGUGUACAUAUUAAUCAAUUUGGCUUUAGUCUUUUCUUCUGUAUUUAUUGUCACACAAUUUGCACCAGCAGCAGCAGGAUCGGGUAUUCCUGAAAUUAAGGGUUAUUUGAACGGAAUUGAUACACAUGGUAUCCUUCUUUUCAGAACCUUGAUUGGAAAGAUAUUUGGAAGCAUUGGUUCAGUGGGAGGAGGGCUUGCCCUUGGCAAAGAAGGCCCUCUUGUUCACACUGGCGCUUGCAUUGCUUCUCUUCUUGGACAAGGUGGAACUACAAAGUAUCAUCUGAAUUCAAGGUGGUUGCAAGUAUUUAAAAGUGAUCGAGAUCGUCGAGAUCUUGUUACCUGUGGAUGUGCGGCUGGAGUUGCUGCUGCAUUUAGAGCUCCAGUUGGUGGUGUAUUGUUUGCCUUAGAAGAGGUCACAUCUUGGUGGAGGAGUCAACUUAUGUGGCGUGUAUUUUUCACAUCUGCUGUUGUGGCUGUUGUGGUGCGUUCUGCAAUGGGCUGGUGUAAGAGUGGGAAGUGUGGGCAUUUUGGUUCAGGUGGCUUUAUAAUUUGGGACAUAUCAGGUGGUCAAGAUGACUAUUCGUUUGAGGAAUUAUUGCCAAUGGCUGUCAUUGGAGUCAUAGGAGGUCUUCUUGGAGCCUUAUUUAAUCAGCUAACUCUUUACAUAACUUACUGGCGCCGUAAAUAUUUACACAAAAUGGGGAACAGAGUCAAGAUUAUUGAAAUAUGUCUAAUCUCUUUGAUAACCUCAUCCAUCUCCUUUGGAUUGCCACUUCUAAGAAAAUGCAGUCCAUGCCCGGAAUCAGAAGCUAAUUCUUCUAUAGAAUGCCCUCGCCCACCGGGAAUGUAUGGAAAUUAUGUAAAUUUUUACUGUAAAAAGGAGAACGAGUACAAUGAUCUGGCAACCAUUUUUUUCAAUACUCAGGAUGAUGCGAUACGGAAUUUAUUUAGUGCAAAAACAUUUCAUGAGUAUAGUGCACAAAGUCUUCUAACAUUUUUGGUUAUGUUUUACACAUUAGCAGUGGUGACAUUUGGUACUGCUGUUCCAGCUGGUCAAUUUAUUCCAGGAAUAAUGAUAGGAUCAACAUAUGGACGACUUGUUGGCAUGUUCGUGGUCAACUUCUACAAGAAACUCAACAUUGAAGAAGGAACGUAUGCUCUACUUGGUGCUGCUUCUUUCCUUGGAGGUUCAAUGCGGAUGACAGUAUCCCUUUGUGUGAUUAUGGUUGAAAUUACCAAUAAUUUGAAACUCCUACCUCUCAUAAUGCUUGUUCUUCUUGUAUCAAAGGCUGUUGGCGAUGCUUUCAAUGAAGGUUUGUAUGAAGUGCAAGCUCGGUUAAGGGGAGUUCCAUUACUUGAGUCAAGACCUAAAUAUUAUAUGCGAAAAAUGACAGCAAAGGAAGCCUGCAGGAAUCAAAAGGUUGUCAGCUUCCCACGUGUUGUUAAAGUUGCAGAUAUAGUUUCUAUUUUGCAGAGCAGCAAGCACAAUGGGUUCCCUGUAGUGGAUCACACAAAGAAUGGAGAGGCACUUGUCAUUGGACUCAUACUUCGUAGCCACUUGUUGGUGCUUCUGCAGUCUAAAGUUGAUUUCCAGCAUAGCCCUUUGCCCCAUGAUCCAAAAGGUGGAUCCGUACCAAUCAUACACAAUUUCAGUGACUUCGCAAAGCCUGUCUCCAGUAAAGGGAUAUCCUUAGAUAAGAUUCAUCUAAGUCAAGAUGAUCUGGAGAUGUACAUAGACCUUGCUCCUUUUCUAAAUCCCUCUCCAUAUGUUGUCCCUGAGGAUAUGUCUCUGGCAAAGGUGUAUAAUCUUUUUCGUCAAUUAGGAUUAAGGCACAUAUUUGUUGUCCCUCGUGCUUCUCGUGUUAUUGGUUUGAUUACUAGGAAAGAUUUGUUGGUCGAGGAAAAUGAGGAUCUUGCUACAGUGGAGCUUCAAUCAACUAGUGUAAGUUCUCGUAGGCAUGAUAAAAGAGCAGUUGGAAGAAGUACAGAAGCAGAGCACCCACUUCUUGAUGGUCUUCUUGUUGAAAAUCCAUUAUAAUAGUAGAUAUGGCUCUGUUUCCCAAGGAUGAAUUCUUUCAAUUUCUUCCUCUGUAUUAACCUUCCUAGGCUUAGUGGUCAUAGCAUGCACUUGAUGUGAUUCCUAACAUGGACGAGUUCAUAAAUUAGAGCCACCUAACAUGGACGAGUCCAUUUAUGAAACAGAAAAAAGGUAUAGUCAGAUAGAUCAUAGAAAACCAGGCAGAAAGCUGUUCGAAAGGUUGGUAUAUAUAUGACGUUUGUGGUCUUGAAAUUGUAUCCAAACUGGCAGAAAUUUCUCACUAUUUCCAAUUAGAAAAUUUAAUUUCUUGAAACUAUGUUACAUUCCUAUAGAUAGCCAGUUAAUGAUACGUACAUUGACAGCUUAUGGACUA
Molecule: messenger RNA, 3237 nt
Organism: Nelumbo nucifera (sacred lotus)
Lineage: Eukaryota; Viridiplantae; Streptophyta; Magnoliopsida; Proteales; Nelumbonaceae
Gene: CLC-D
Product: chloride channel D
Biological process (GO): transmembrane transport; chloride transport
Cellular component (GO): membrane; intracellular membrane-bounded organelle
Molecular function (GO): voltage-gated chloride channel activity
Source: RefSeq, a predicted model, not a curated record